GUAGAACUGCAACUAAACCAACCUGAACCCUUCGCUAGUCCGUCACUCCAGUGCACAGGCUGUUCAGCGUGUUGCCAUCUUGACAGCCCCAGGGUGGUUCUCUCCUGUUGAGCUUAGCUGGUUGGCUGUUCGACAGCCAAUCAGAGCCCAUGUCUCCCCUCUCAAGGCGAGGGCGGGUCAGACAGGAGAGCCAGUCUUGGACACAGACCCCAGAGACAGACACAGCAGACUCUGUAGCAUGCGGGGGAAGAACAAAACCUUGUCUGUGAGAUCAGAGCUGUCGUGAAGUUCGCAUCGGCAAAAGUUGGCAUCCAGAGAAGUUAUUUCGUGAAGUUCUCAUCCAGCAAAGCUGUCAUCUAGAGAAGUUACCAUCCCGUUAAGCUGUCAUCCCGUGAAGUUACCAUCCAGUGAAGUUACCAUCCCGUGAAGUGCGCCCAGUCCUCAGCAGAGCCAUGAGUCGGAGUUCUUCAGACGUGGAGGAAACUGGCAAGGAGCCUCUUCGCUACCUCAGUAAGGAGGAGGCUGUCGCCAUGGAAGCGGAGUUGUUAGGAGAGUAUCGCUAUGGGCAACAGCAGCUGAUGGAGAUCUGGGGCCACGCCUGUGCCAUCGCCAUCACCAAGGCCUUCCCACUGGGCUCGCUGGAGAAGCGACAGGCCACCGUGCUGGUGAUCUGUGGUCCGGGCCAGAACGGCUGCAUCGGCAUGGCCUGCGCCCGACACCUGCGCAUGUUUGACUACAUCCCCACUGUCUACUCUCCCAAGCGCUCCACCAUGGCCCUGCACCAGGACUUCAGGGUGCAGUGUGAGCGGACCGACAUCGCCUUCCUCUCCUUCCUCCCUAACGAGGUGCAGCUCAUCAACAACGCCUACAACCUGGUGGUGGACGCCAUCUUGGGGCUGGAGAAGGAGCCGUCCUCGGAGGCGGAGCCGUACGGCAGCAUACUGUCCUCCCUCCGACAUGUCAGCAUCCCCAUCGUCAGCGUGGACGUCCCCUCCGGCUGGGAGGAGGAAGAGGUGAACACGGAUCGUUUCAACCCCACCGUUCUCAUCUCUCUGAUGGCACCAAAGAAAUGCGCAGCUAGUUUCAGUGGGACUCAUUAUCUGGUGGGACGACUUCUUCCCUACGACAUCCAGAGGAAGUACGACCUCAACCCCCAAGAAUACGCCGGCACCGACUGUCUGAUUGAACUGGAGUAGGACGAGUCGACACAGCCUUUAAGCUGUAGUUGCUUAAUGAGUUCUGUUUGACGAGUAUAUCCGUAAUAAACUUGUUAAAUCAGUAAUAUUUCCAUAGUUUAGAAAAAGUUUCAACAAGCAGUUUAAACCGGACUAAUGAAAAGCCCAGAAAUGUCGAUUGUUUAAAUACCCCAAUAAAAUUAA
Messenger RNA from Osmerus eperlanus (European smelt), 1379 nucleotides. Its product is annotated as yjeF N-terminal domain-containing 3-like. The transcript has 6 exons. Bases 453 to 1196 code for a protein of 247 amino acids. Lineage: Eukaryota; Metazoa; Chordata; Actinopteri; Osmeriformes; Osmeridae. Gene Ontology annotation, molecular function: NAD(P)HX epimerase activity. Gene Ontology annotation, cellular component: mitochondrion. The record is from RefSeq and is a predicted model, not a curated record.